UUUUCAGCGAUAAUCAACUCAUCUCUCAUUAACUCACCUUUUCUUUUUGCGCCACCAGGCUUCAAAUUUUGAACGAAGCGUAAUACCCAUGCCAUUACUCUCCCCUAGAUAAUGCAGCUACCUACAAAGAAAUCAUCAAUCCCUUUAACGGGAAAAUUCCCCAGAGAAUCGUGCUGGGUAUUCUGGCUACCACAGCUUUUAACGGGCAAGCCGAUAAAGACCCUUUUGCCUUUGGAAAAUUCGGAGUGGAAUGGGUGAAACAGAUUUGGAAUGGUGAGGAAUACCCUUAUGAAACGAUGGAUUUGAACACAGGAAAUGGAAACAAAGAUAUGACGGGGUAUCACAGGUUCCUGGAAGCUACAGGUUGCCUUUACAGAAAAGGGGGAAACAUGGUUUGUUUUACCGAUUGGGGAGAGGGAAAGAAUUGUACCCUGUUUGCCUGGUCCAACGUGGCUAACGGCAGACACGACGAUCCCAUUUUACUUCCCAAAGAAGCAGGAUUUAUCAACAUUCAGUUGAAAUGUGCAGCUCAAGGGGCGAAUAGAACCAUUGUGAUUUACUGCGAAUACGCAAGCAUGCUGGAAAUCGAUGGGUUUAAAGGAGGUGUCAGCAUGGAUGUGAAUUAGUCAUGGAGUUUGUAAGGUUAUCUAUGGAUCAAUUAAACGCCUUGGGAGAACGCGAUCCCAUCCUGAAACGCUAUUAUGUCGGUGCCUUUGCCUGCGACGAAUUACCUACCACACCCCUUCGAGGAUCACCCCAAGCGUACAUCGUGAAUACACAUCCCGGUCAUAAACCAGGAGAGCAUUGGAUAGCCGUGUGGACGUAUGAGGAUUCGUGUGAACUUUUAGAUAGUUACGGUUUAGAGUGACACACUAACCAAUAUUUGGCCCCGUUUCUCGUAUGAUUAAAUCGAUGGAACUACAUUCGUAAAAACGAUCGUGUCUUACAAUCGAUUCUAACGGCCAGUUGCGGUGAUUAUGCCAUGGUGUAUUUGAUGUGUAAAGCUCGAGGUCAAAGCAUGAAUGAUUUUUUAAGUUAUUUUACCAGCAACGAUUACGUGCAAAACGAUCAUAUGGUGGGAAGUAUGUUAGAGGACAUGAUUCGAGGGUUAAUAAAAUAAUUUUGAAGACUACUACCAGUGUCAUUUCUGUGUGUGUGAGAGACAUGGCAACAUUCUAUAAAAUGC
Messenger RNA from Stylophora pistillata, 1186 nucleotides. RefSeq lists its product as uncharacterized. The record is from RefSeq and is a predicted model, not a curated record. Lineage: Eukaryota; Metazoa; Cnidaria; Anthozoa; Scleractinia; Pocilloporidae.